UCCCAGAAGGCUGUGUUCACCUUAGCCUUAACCGGGCUACCCGUCGGCGGGGCGAACCCUUCAUCCUGGGCUUUUUAAUUUCUCAGGGGGAAUGAGCGGCGGUGGACACAGGCCUUUAGCGACGCCGUCCGUAGGCUGCCUGGCUUGGUGGCGCUGGACGCGGAGACAGUGGACUCGGUCAACUCUCCUUCCGGUCGCGGGUGCAAAAAGCCGAGGCGCCCAGUCUCCUUUAAUUGCGGUGGGCGGGGCGGGGCGGGGCGGGGCGGGGCGGGGCGAAGCGACCCGCGUUGCUAUUGGUGGCGGUUGGGGGCGCGGAAACUGAACGCGCCUCAACGGCAGCCGCUGCUUCCUCCGGCGCCUUGGGCGCUCCCAGCCCCGCCAUGGCAUCGCCCUACUCGGAGGACCCCUCGCUGGAGAGGCAUUUUAAGGGUCACCGAGAUGCAGUUACCUGUGUGGACUUCAGUUUCAACAUGAAGCAGCUGGCCAGCGGCUCCAUGGACUCCUGCCUCAUGGUGUGGCACAUGAAGCCCCAGUCACGUGCCUACCGCUUCACCGGCCACAAGGAUGCGGUCACCUGUGUGAACUUCUCCCCUUCGGGACACCUGCUUGCCUCGGGCUCUCGCGACAAGACUGUUCGCAUCUGGGUACCCAAUAUCAAAGGCGAAUCAACUGUGUUUCGUGCACACACGGCCACGGUGAGGAGCGUCCAUUUCUGCAGUGAUGGCCAGUCCUUUGUGACGGCCUCUGACGACAAGACAAUCAAGGUGUGGUCAACCCAUCGCCAAAAAUUCCUAUUCUCCCUGAGCCAGCACAUCAACUGGGUCCGCUGUGCCAAGUUCUCCCCGGAUGGCCGGCUCAUUGUGUCUGCCAGUGAUGACAAGACUGUCAAGCUGUGGGACAAGACCAGCCGGGAGUGUGUCCACUCGUACUGUGAGCAUGGCGGCUUUGUCACCUAUGUGGACUUCCACCCCAGUGGCACAUGUGUCGCUGCUGCCGGCAUGGACAACACGGUGAAGGUGUGGGACGUGCGGACUCACCGGCUCUUGCAGCAUUAUCAAUUGCACAGCGCAGCGGUGAACGCCCUCUCCUUCCACCCGUCGGGAAACUACCUGGUCACAGCCUCCAGUGACUCCACCCUGAAGAUCCUGGACCUCAUGGAGGGCCGGCUGCUCUACACGCUCCACGGGCAUCAGGGUCCAGCCACCACUGUUGCCUUUUCAAGAACGGGGGAAUAUUUUGCUUCUGGAGGUUCCGAUGAACAAGUGAUGGUUUGGAAGAGUAACUUUGAUGUCAUCGAUUAUGGAGAAGUCCUAAGAGUGCAGAGGCCCCCAGCCACGCUGGCCAGCUCCUCCGGGACUCUGCCAGAGGUGGAUUUCGCCAUCCCGCCAGGCAGGGGCAGGAGUCAGGAGUUGAUGCAGAGCCAGCCCCGGGAGCCCGUUAGCAUGCCUCAGACGCUGACCAGCACGCUGGAGCACAUCGUGGGCCAGCUGGACGUCCUCACCCAGACAGUCUCCAUCCUGGAGCAGCGGUUGACCCUGACAGAGGACAAGCUGAAGCAGUGUCUGGAGAACCAGCAGCUAAUCAUGCAGAGAACAACACCAUGAUCGGGGGAGCAAGAAUCAAGAGCUCGGUUGAUUUGGGGGGUGGCAGGCCUUGGGGUUUGUACUGUGCGGCUUGGGCAAAUAAAUACAGGGGGUUCAA
Messenger RNA from Phacochoerus africanus (Common warthog), 1701 nucleotides. RefSeq names its product POC1 centriolar protein A (gene POC1A). Gene Ontology annotation, molecular function: protein binding. Gene Ontology annotation, biological process: cilium assembly. Gene Ontology annotation, cellular component: centriole; ciliary basal body. The record is from RefSeq and is a predicted model, not a curated record. The coding region runs from base 381 to 1604 and encodes 407 amino acids. The transcript has 11 exons. Lineage: Eukaryota; Metazoa; Chordata; Mammalia; Artiodactyla; Suidae.